Cryptomeria japonica (Japanese cedar) is the source of this 585-nucleotide messenger RNA. RefSeq lists its product as uncharacterized. The transcript has a single exon. The record is from RefSeq and is a predicted model, not a curated record. Bases 1 to 585 code for a protein of 194 amino acids. NCBI's taxonomy places the organism in Eukaryota, Viridiplantae, Streptophyta, Pinopsida, Cupressales, Cupressaceae.
AUGUGGAAAGGCAUUGAGAUUGCUAGAGGGGUGGAAAUGACAACACAUUCUCAGUUUGCUGAUGAUACUUGCCUUUUCGGCAUGGCUUCCAUGCAAGAAGAAACGAUAAUGAAACAAGUUCUUGAUAGAUAUAGCUGGGCCACUGGACAAGAGAUCAAUUGGCAAAAGUCAGAGAUAAUCUUUUUUCAUACAAAAGUUGGCGCUCAGAGAGCCAUUGCUAGACUCUUUGGCAUCAGAAUUGGACAGCUCCCAAAGAAGUUUCUUGGUAUGCUGCUCUUUGCUGGAGUGGGUAAGAUGGAGAUUUGGAAAGGACUAAUUGAUGGUUGUAAAGAAAAAAUGGAGGGUUGGAAAAGUAUUUGGCUCACGUUGGCCAGUUGCAUUUUAAUGUUGAAAUCAGUAAUCUCGGCAAUGCCAAUUUUCUCCAUGGCUUUCUUUAAACUUCCAGGUAUGAUCAUCAAGAACAUUCAACCAAAAAUGAGGAAAUUCAUGUGGAACGGUAAACAGGAUCAGGACAAAAUUCCUCUAAUGGCUUGGGAUAGAGUUUGUAAACUGAAAGGGGGAGGAGCUGUAGGGUUCCGUGACUAG